AUGGCAGAGCCAAGCCAGGCUUUGUACAAGGCUGAAUUGAUUCGACACGCUAUGGAGGUGGAUGCCCUUAAAUAUGGUUCAUUCACCCUUAAGUCGGGGCGAAUUUCCCCAUAUUUCUUUAACGCAGGGCUCAUGUGCACUGGACCCAUUCUGGCUACGCUAGCAACUGGGUAUUCCUCUACUAUUGCACAAGCAUUGAAGGAUGGUAUAUUCCCUGAGUUUGACGUCCUGUUCGGCCCAGCCUAUAAGGGCAUCUCUUUCGCUUCCAGUGCUGCUAUGGCACUAUAUAAUCAGCACGGUAUUUCAAUUGGCUUUGCCUAUGAUAGAAAGGAGGUAAAUACCUACGCAGAGGGUGGUAAAAUGGUAGGAGUACCUGUCGUAGGAAAACGUGUGGUCAUCCUCGACGACGUGAUGACCUCGGGAAAGGCAGUGCGUGGUGCAAUUGAGACGAUUCGGCACCACGGCGGUGAAGUUGUUGGUUGCAUUCAAGCACUCGACAGGCUAGAGGUCGGACAGAAUGGCGUCAACAGCACCGUGAAGGAGAUUGAAGGAAUGAUUGGCAAAGGCAGAGUAAUCUCUAUAUUUACUAUGAAGGACCUCAUGAUAUGGUUGGAAAGCCAAGGUUUAGUUAGGGAACUGGAGGGUUUGCAAGCAUAUUGGGACCAGUAUGGCUUAAAAUAA
Messenger RNA from Psilocybe cubensis, 681 nucleotides. RefSeq lists its product as uncharacterized. The record is from RefSeq and is a predicted model, not a curated record. Gene Ontology annotation, cellular component: cytoplasm. Gene Ontology annotation, biological process: pyrimidine nucleotide biosynthetic process; pyrimidine ribonucleoside biosynthetic process; 'de novo' pyrimidine nucleobase biosynthetic process. Gene Ontology annotation, molecular function: orotate phosphoribosyltransferase activity. The transcript has 2 exons. The coding region runs from base 1 to 681 and encodes 226 amino acids. Lineage: Eukaryota; Fungi; Basidiomycota; Agaricomycetes; Agaricales; Agrocybaceae.